Coprinopsis cinerea okayama7#130 is the source of this 3177-nucleotide messenger RNA. RefSeq lists its product as hypothetical. Bases 1 to 3177 code for a protein of 1058 amino acids. The record is from RefSeq and is a predicted model, not a curated record. NCBI's taxonomy places the organism in Eukaryota, Fungi, Basidiomycota, Agaricomycetes, Agaricales, Psathyrellaceae. The transcript has 6 exons.
AUGGCUCCUUCAAAAGUGCCCGACGACGCACCCCCGUACAUCACCACCAACCACCCUCCGAGGUCUCGAACGACGGCUACAUCAUCAACGGUCGGCAAGACAGCAACUUCCUCUUCUUCACGGCGACACAAGUCUACAAAGAGUUACGAUGCUGAACUCCUCGAGGUACUGCAGGAAUUUCGCAAAGCUAAAGCUCGAAGACCGAGCCUACCGCAAGGAGUCCUCGCUUCUAGCCUCGCGGAGAGCGGAGGUAUUGGUCUUUCAGGGAUCUCAACCUCCACGGUCUCCCGUUCCCUUUCCUCCGGCAAAUCUACGGGUGGUGAACGCCAUGCCUCCUCAACCUCGUCGUCCUCACAUCACCGCAGUCGCUCGCGCAGUCGCACUCGAUCGACAGAGUCCCCUUCCACCAUGCUUCUCUCCAUAACGACCGAACGACUCGAACAGGAACGUGCACGCGCCAGUUCUGCAGAACGGCAGUGCGCGGAACUCAUGUCCAAAAUCAAAACUCUUCAUGAAGCCCAGCUGCAGUCCCAGCGAGAACUUGACACCGUUCGGCAAGAACUAAACCUAUACAAGAUCCAGUUGGAACUGGCGCAGAAAGAGAUCCUACGAGCCCAGGAAAUCGUCAACGAGGUGGAUCAACAGCGAGUCAGCGCAGAACAAGAAGCGUCGAGAAACCGUGAAAAGGUCCGCCGUCUCAUGGAGGAACGUAUUCUCGCCGAAGCACUCGAGGAAGGCCGACGAGCAGGUUAUCGUGAAGGAUUGCGAGAGGGCAAGUCGAUAGCAUUGGCUCAACUUCGAGCUCAAGAGGCCCUCGCGCAGUCAGAAGCUGAAGAGGAGGAAGAGCGUAGACGUCAGCGACGCCCUAGACGCAACACGAUGGAGAACCCCAGUAGGGAGAGGAAGAGGUCUGAGAGCGUAGCUCGACCUUCGACUUCGCAGGGUGGGCCGCAGGCUACGAGAGGUGGUACACAUCGACACGCUUCUCCGCCACCGCCGGGGCGUUACCCAAGUCGAAGCAAGACACCUGUUGCCGGUCCAUCUCGAGUCGCACCCAUCCGGGAACGUUCGGACACACCUCCACUCCCCUCAAGCUACGCAGACACGGGUCAUUUCCGAUCUCAACUGCCAGCUGCAACAAUUACCACUCCGGUCCCAGUCCUCGUUCCUUCCACGCAGACCCAACCUCCCGAACGCGUCCCGGAAUCCAUCGAGAUCCUGCCCGCCAGUUCCCACUCCAACGGCCACGGAAACAUGCAAGCGUAUACCCCAAGAGCCAACCGUUCCGAUGUACACCUUCCACCUGAUGGUUACAUCCCCACUUUGAACCCAGCGGACAACUCGAUCUCGCUCCCUCCGCCUCACGAGCUGAGUAUGCCAAUGGUGCCGAUCGCGCGGGAAGGGGAUCAGACGAACGGACAUGAGACUGUUUCGAGCAAGGUUAAGGGGAAGACGCCCAUCCGCGGAGGCGGUCUUGGAGGUGGGCAUAGUGGCGGGGCGGGCGCGAGUACGAGCACGGUCCCUCCUGGCCGUUCCCUCCGAGACCGCGACGCUCUGGCCGUUUCGAAUGGUCCUACCGACAAUCAUCAUCGUUCCGCACCCCAGUCCCAUCAAUACCAUCCCCAUCAACCCUCGAGCACAGGUCUAGGCGCCAAACACGAAACUACUACCACUAACGCUGGUGACGUCGACUACUUCUCGGGAUAUCAUCGUGAUGAAGGCCGGUCGGAGGGAUCGUUUUUUGCAGGGAUGUCGUCGGGGUACACUGGGUACGGGAUGGGGAUGUACAGUUCGACACCGCGCAAUAGGAGGAACCGUGCUGCGUCUGUCACGUCCUACGGUGCAUCAACGCGGAUAUCCCAAUUUGACUUGGUCGCACCUCCAUCACCAUCUGAACCUAACCAUGCACCGUCGGCACGGUACGGCCUCGGUCACGGUGUCGGUGGGCCUGGCGUCGGUGCUGUUGAUGGCGCUCGAGAGGGUGAUGAUCCAGAUCAAAGUUUUGGUUGGGACUUUAUGAAUCACAAUCAACGCAAAGCUCAACGCGAUGCUCAGGGACAACCACCACCCCAGUCAGCGUUUAGUAAUAGUGACGCCAACAAUGCGACCAACGCAAUGAACCAUCGGCGCCAACCGGUAAUCCCUCGAACACCGGAGACACCUACACCGGCGCCAAGAACGAGACCGAGGGCUCAGACGCAGCCUCAGGAGAUGGCAGCGUAUUGGAGGUCGAAGAACUCAGAUAUCGGAUCUGGUAGUGGAACUAGGGCUGGCGGUGAAACAGAAACUGCGGCUGCGAGCUCGAGGAAUGGAUCUAUGUCGGGUUCGUCGAGAAACCGAACACGUGGUGGUUCGAUCUCUACCAGGCUGCAUACAUUGACAUCAAGUGACCGGGAUGGAGGUCCCAUCGAGCGCCCAAAGACAGUGGAACCACACCUGCAGCGGUCUUUAUCACCUCGGCCUGUCCUACAUCCAAACUCGGUCAAUGUGCCUGCGAAUCGCAAUGUUGAAUCCGAGAAGAACAAGGGUGCCCAUCCUGGGACGUACUUGGAAGUUGCUGCUCCCGACAGCGCCAACUUUCCGAAUGGGAACAAGCGCACUCACCAUCGUACCUUUACAUCUGGAACGACACCAGAGAUAGGUGUAGAACCCCCUUCGCGGAGCCCGACGAGUGUUUCUGACGGGACUGUUCUCGAUCCAGUCUUGCUUUCGCCAUCAGGGGCACCGGGGCCGUCCAAUUCUAGACCAAGCCACGACACUCAACAGCGCCAGCAGCCAACGUAUGUCGGGUACUACAUGGCACCCUCGCUCCCGCGUUUCGACUACACCAGCACAGGAAUCGACGUCAGACGUUCACCUUCGAAAGAUUCCAAUAACAGCAAUGUGUAUGACCGUGACAGUGACAGGCCCCCUGGAUAUGUCGUCCCACUCAGCCCUAUUCCUAGCCUGAGCCAAUUUAGAUUCGAUUCAGCUUUAGAUGCCGAGACGGGACCUACGGCGCCAAUCUACGGACGGCCGAACUUCGAAUCGUUCAGCGCCGCGGUUGGUACGAUUGCAUCACCGGGCGCUAAUCCAGCAACAAACCGACCCAAGGACGAGGAAUUGUUCGGAAAUAACAAGGGAUUUUUCUCCCCUGCGCCGCUGAAUCGACCAAUUUCAUUGUUCUCGGACACGUAA